UAUCCUUGAAUAGCGAAUAAGACAUUUGUGGUUGAUAAUGAGACACCUUUUUCCCCUACAUGCCUUUUUUCCUCCUCAUUUCAUUUCCAAAAAAUAUUAUUUUUUAAAAUUAAUUCUACCACAAAAUAAAAAGAACCACAAAUUUCACAAAAAAUACUUGAAAAAUAAAUUAAAAAAAUUAUAUUUAUUUUUUUCCCAAAAAAAAAAAAAAAGAAAGCCUCUUAUCUAACUAACCAUAACCAGAGUCACUCAAAACUUCCCAAACAAAAAUGGCAACAUUAACUUCUUCAACUCUGCAGCUUACAAAAUCACCCUUCAAGUUCCUGGCAGCUCCGAGCAAAUUAAAUACGUGCAUUAAGAUACAAAUGCUUCUUACUCCACGCGCCACUACAGAGGAAGAAUCCUCACCUUCCGAAUCUUCAGAAGAACGAACCACCACCUCCUCCACCUCCGAUCCCGACAGCUUUGAAAACCGCCUCUCCCAGGUCCGUCUACGUUACCGUAGCGGAACUGGUAGGAAAGCUGAGGCCCGCAAGACUCGCAAAGGCAGAAAGAGCGAGUCAGGAUCAGGGUCGUCGAGUGUGUUUCUACCACCAAUUCCUCUAAAGGAACCUGUAUCUGAAGGACUAAAAGUUGAGUUCGGGUUUAGUUCCUAUUCAGAAAGAGUUAAUGGAAGGAUAGCUAUGCUUGGAUUAACUGCAUUGUUGUUGGUGGAACUUGCUACUGGUAAAAGUGUGAUAAAUUAUCAUACACCUGCUAUUGUGUUUAUUCAGAUUUAUUUUGUUGCUGCUGUUGCUGCGGUUUAUUUGAAGUAUGAGAAAGAAAAAGUUAGUGUUUGGCCUAAAUAAGUCUGAGCUGCAGAAAUGCACGGUAAGAUGGGUAGUAGUUGAGCUGCAGAAAUGCAUGGUAAAGUUGCAUACAACAGACUUUUGUGAAUAGAUACUUUCUCGAAGUCUGUGCAUGACGAGAGCUUUAGUGCAUGGACCUGUACUUUUUUCUAUUUGUUGACAGAUAAUUUUAACCCUUUUUCCA
This is a messenger RNA of Capsicum annuum, 1032 nucleotides long. RefSeq lists its product as uncharacterized. The transcript has a single exon. Bases 270 to 848 code for a protein of 192 amino acids. The record is from RefSeq and is a predicted model, not a curated record. NCBI's taxonomy places the organism in Eukaryota, Viridiplantae, Streptophyta, Magnoliopsida, Solanales, Solanaceae.